Molecule: messenger RNA, 2699 nt
Organism: Salvelinus fontinalis (brook trout)
Lineage: Eukaryota; Metazoa; Chordata; Actinopteri; Salmoniformes; Salmonidae
Gene: purbb
Product: purine-rich element binding protein Bb
Exons: 1
Coding region: 16-1074 (352 amino acids)
Biological process (GO): regulation of transcription by RNA polymerase II
Cellular component (GO): nucleus
Molecular function (GO): DNA-binding transcription factor activity, RNA polymerase II-specific; RNA polymerase II transcription regulatory region sequence-specific DNA binding; purine-rich negative regulatory element binding
Source: RefSeq, a predicted model, not a curated record
AGCGGAAAUCGACCAAUGAGGGAAAGAGAAUUCGUUGAACCUGGAGUGAUUGGCAGACCCAAGGCCAAUGCGGGAGCGCUUGGGGCGGGUUUUGGUGAUGACCAUGAAGGGGGUGUGCAAGCCGAGAGGGAGAUACGCAGGAGAGGGAGAAGCUGGCUGGCGGUGCUGAAGAUGGCGGAUGGUGACAGUGGGAGCGAGCGCGGCGGUGGCAGCAGCGGAGGAGGAGGAGGUGGAAGCGGGUUACAGCACUCCCAGAGAGAGCAGGAGACCCAGGAGCUGGCGUCCAAGCGACUGGAUAUUCAGAACAAGCGCUUCUACCUGGACGUCAAGCAAAACAACAAGGGCAGGUUCAUCAAAAUCGCCGAGGUCGGGGCUGGGGGCUCCAAAAGUCGCCUGACCCUGUCUAUGUCAGUUGCGGCGGAGUUUCGCGACUACCUGGGGGAUUUCAUAGAGCACUACGCCCAACUGGGGCCUAGCAGCCCGGAGCAGAUCGCCCAGUCCUCGGUCGGAGAGGAUGGCGGGCCCAGGCGAGCCCUGAAGAGCGAGUUCUUGGUCCGUGAGAACCGUAAAUACUACCUCGAUCUGAAGGAGAACCAGCGGGGGAGGUUCCUGCGGAUCCGACAGACCGUAAACCGAGGGCCCGGGUUCGGAGUAGGGGGGCCGGGAGGAGGCAUGCAGGCCGGGCAGACCAUAGCCCUUCCGGCCCAAGGCUUAAUAGAGUUUAGAGACGCCCUUGCCAAGCAUAUAGAUGAUUACGGUGGAGACGACGAGGAGUUGGCGGGUGGAACGGCAGCUGGGGCCUAUGGAGAGCUUCCCGAGGGCACAUCCAUCAUGGUGGACUCUAAACGGUUCUUUUUCGACGUCGGGUCCAACAAAUACGGCGUGUUCCUGCGAGUGAGCGAGGUCAAACCGAGCUACAGGAACUCUAUCACCAUCCCGUUCAAAGCGUGGGGGAAGUUCGGAGGAGCUUUCAGCCGCUAUGCGGAGGAGAUGAAAGAGAUCCAGGAGCGACAGCGGGAUAAAGUUUAUGAGAGAAGAGAGGAGUCGGAGGGAGAGGAGGUGGAUGACGACUGAGUAGUUGAAACUGCUUAUAUAUUUCAGUUCACACAGUAAGAUCAGCAAUAGGAUAUGUGGCAGAAAAAAUGCAGAAAUGACAGAUUUAAGUGCAUGACGAAUCGAACUUUAAUACUAGAAAAUAUCGUGGCGUUAAAAAGUAAAUUUGACAGGGGAACUAUUGAUGUAUUUAACACCUGGAGUUUGUUUAUGAGGGUUAGAUGGGGUGUGAAGUAAAACAAAAAGUUACAGUUAUGGGACUAGAAUAGUAGUGUGUAAAUGAGACUUUUCUCAUGGAUUUAAAAAAGAUUGCAAUUGUGUUUUGUAGAAAAAGAAAUAUACCUAAAACCAGCAACUUGGUUUUCAUAACAAUUUAAGAAGCCAAUGAAGUCUUUAUAAUAAAUGUUUCCUUUCAAAUAUAGAUAUAUAUUUAAAAGAGUAAGGAGUGUACCUUGACCCCAUUAAUUUAGCUAUUUCCAUUUCUCCGUGUAAGGAGAUAACCAGCAUCCAUUGUAUUCCCAUUCUAGGUCUCCUAUGUGGGCAGUAUGUGUGGGAUCCUUACAAGUUAGGGAAAGUAGUAGGAAGGAAUGUCUAGAAUGCUGCCUGCUAUCAUUUCGUGGAGGUUUAUAUUUAGUGUGUUAACUGAUAGAGAUAGCUGUAUAACACCCCUUAACAGACAAUUAUGAUGAGAAACGUUACUGAGAGAACUAUAUCUGCAGGCCUUAUUAAAGGCCUCAGACUAAAUUGGAGCCGUGUGCUAACAUAGUUAGCUCGCCGUAUCACGUCACUCUCCAAACAAAUAGACCUAAACAUGGAGGAGUGUUUUUUGUUUUUUUACAUAUAAAUGCCAGGCAAUAUUUACAAAGUCUGUUUCCUCUGACUUAAUGGGUUUCAAAGUAAUCUGUAAGUCUAUGUAAGAGUGGAGCAGUGUGUCUCCUCAGUCCUCACGCAAUGUGGCCUGGUGUCAAUAGAUUGGCAGGCCUGUUAACCAAUCGGCAACCAGGAAGGACAGUAUCUUCCUGCUGUAUGAGUGCCGUGGGAGCCUGCCCUCUCAGCGUUGACACACGGAUGGGACCCCCACUUAUCCACACACACACACACACCAACACACUGCGGGAGCCUUGUAAGCAGGUCAUUGCAAGUGAUCACUGGGUGAAACCCGGAGCAGCUACUACUACUGUCACCCAGCCAGCCAGGCUGUGUGGGGCAUCAAUGAUAACAUACCACCAGCUCCUCUGCUCAGGCCCUGCCAGGAGAGACCACACACACUCUGUCUCAGAGCCCAGGCCUCAGCACCGCCACACCACUAACAUCACACUACGCCACUGGACAGUAAAGUAUGGAUGGAUGGUUUCCUUUUUAUUUCGAAAGAGAACUAUAUUGAAAGAAGAUUAUACGUAUAAAAGAGAAGAUACUGAACAAACCAGCAUACAAUAUUUUUUAAAUACCUUAAAAAGAAAAGGAAAAAUGUAUAUGAAUUAUAUAGCCUAAGUAUUUCAUGAAACAUAGCUGGGAUGUGACUAAAUAGUCCAUGAUGUUUUCUUUUAGUUUUUUCUUUAUUUUCACUUUCAUUUUCAUUUGUUGGGUUUCUCCCAGAGAGUGAAAGAAAUAACACUUCUGUGAUUAAAAAGAAUAUAAAUGCAAAA